Messenger RNA from Empidonax traillii (willow flycatcher), 916 nucleotides. RefSeq names its product basic proline-rich protein-like. Bases 41 to 895 code for a protein of 284 amino acids. Gene Ontology annotation, cellular component: nucleus. Lineage: Eukaryota; Metazoa; Chordata; Aves; Passeriformes; Tyrannidae. Gene Ontology annotation, molecular function: RNA polymerase binding; transcription coregulator activity. The transcript has 7 exons. The record is from RefSeq and is a predicted model, not a curated record.
CCUCCGGCCGCGCCGCCCGCCCGCCGCCGCCGCCGCAGCCAUGUCCGGCGGGGACUCCACGGCGGCCGCCGCCGCCGCGUCCCCGCAGGCGCUGCCGUUCUCGCUGCCCAAGCCGCCGCCCCUCAUGCAGCUGACGCCGGGCGACGCCGUGCGGCCCGUGGGCUCGGGCGCCGACCAAUCGCCGAAGAGCGCGCGGCUGGGCGCGCGGCCCGAUUGGCCGGCGGGCAAGCCCGUCAGCCUCCUGGCGCCCCUGCUGCCCCCCCGCGGAGACCCCGAGCCGCUGCUGCCCUUCGGGGCCGCCGCCCGCGCCCCGCUCCGCGGCAGGAUCCUCGGCCGCUGCGGGGGAUCCCUGCUCAGCCCCGCCAUGCGGCCCGCCGCCGUCGACAGGGGCUCGCUCAUGAUGGGACACCCGGGGAUGCCCCACUACCCCCCCAUGGGGAUGCACCCCAUGGGGCAGAGACCCCCCAACAUGCCUCCUGUUCCCCACGGGAUGAUGCCCCAGAUGAUGCCCCCCAUGGGGGGACCCCCAAUGGGGCAGAUGCCUGGGAUGAUGCAGUCGGUGAUGCCUGGAAUGAUGAUGUCCCACAUGUCCCAGGCUGCCAUGCAGCCCACGGUUCCUCCAGGGGUGAACAGUAUGGAUGCACAAGUAGGUGUAACCCCUCCUGGAACUCAGACAACCCAUCCCGUGGUGUCCACGGUCCAGCAAACAGCCACCACCACCAGCUCUGCCAGCGAGGAUCACUCCAAGCAGAAAUCCACGUGGACAGAGCACAAAUCUCCCGAUGGAAGAACUUAUUACUACAACACCGAGACGAAGCAGUCGACGUGGGAGAAGCCAGAUGAUCUCAAAACACCUGCUGAGGUGACUUCAGAUCAGAUUAUGGGAUUACAAUGACUGUCCUGGGUGGUGGGGUGG